AUGCAGCCUGCAGAUACCAAGUUCACUGCCAAGCUGCUAGCCCUGGAUGCGGAAGGUUGCAGGCUCAGGCGACUCACACCCGAGCAGGUCGUGGCCAGGCGGAAGCUGGCAAGGGAGUUCCGAUGUGGACCCGAAGUGAAGUUGGAGGUCACCAGUCGAAUGCAGACGGUUGAACUCACGACGUGCGAUCCGCGUUUUUGGACCGAAGAUGACGAAGGUGUUCAGAGGGGCUUGAUCGUAAUAUGCGCGGUGGUGAUGAACUCCAUCCUUGGCCGAGGAUCCUGGGCUCUGGCAGGUUAUGCUGUGUUGGACGUGGCCGGCAAGAGCAAGGCCGAGGAGGCCUUCAUUGAACAUGCCCGCAAAGCGAACCGAUGGCUGCUGGAGUGGGAGGGCACCUAUCGAAACUUGGGCUUGAGCGCAGGCAGGGUGAUCCGGCGUGGGCGACGAAGGUUGUUGGAGGAUAUCGCCCAUGUGGUGGAUGCGGGCUUCUCGAAGUGGGCAAGAGACGCGUUCGCCAAGAUUAUCAGCACAAGCACAAUCUCCUUUAUCCUGCCCGUGUCGGAAGCCUUUGGGAAUUUCGAGCUUACCCUUGGUGAUUCAAUUAGGGCUGCGCCUGUCAUCAUCCAAGCCGGGAGCAUGCUGGAUGCCUCCUUGCAGGACCUGAGCAGGGAGGUGGCUGAGAUGUUGCCGGAACCUGCCUGCAGCCACCAAAUGCUGGAUUCUGCUGUCAGCCUGGCGUUGCAGGAGUCAGCUCUACCGCAAUCACGCUUGCUGAUGGCGCGCUAUACCGAGAAGUCUCUGCGUGCAGAUUCGCCAAGUGAUGCGACUUGGGUUCAUGAGAUGCUCGAUGCUAUUGGCAGCUUGACCGUGGAGGAGUCAACUCCACCGCAAUCACGACUGCUCAUGGCGCACUUUCCCGAGAAGUCUUUGCUUGCAGAUUGGUCACCUGAUGCGACUUGGGUUCAUGAGAUGCUCGAUGCUAUUGGCAGCUUGACCGUGCAGGAGUCAACUCUACCGCAAUCACGACUGCUCAUGGCGCACUUUCCCGAGAAGUCUCUACGUGCAGAUUGGUCACCUGAUGCGACUUGGGUUCAUGAGAUGCUCGAUGCUAUUGGCAGCUUGACCGUGCAGGAGUCAACUCUACCGCAAUCACGACUGCUCAUGGCGCACUUUCCCGAGAAGUCUCUGCGUGCAGAUUGGUCACGUGAUGCGACUUGGGUUCAUGAGAUGCUCGAUGCUAUUGGCAGCUUGACCGUGCAGGAGUCAACUCUACCGCAAUCACGACUGCUCAUGGCGCACUUUCCCGAGAAGUCUCUGCGUGCAGAUUGGUCACCUGAUGCGACUUGGGUUCAUGAGAUGCUCGAUGCUAUUGGCAGCUUGACCGUGCAGGAGUCAACUCUACCGCAAGCACGACUGCUCAUGGCGCACUUUCCCGAGAAGUCUCUGCGUGCAGAUUGGCCAAGUGAUGCGACUUGGGUUCAUGAGAUGCUUGAUGCAACUGGCAGCCUGUCUGUGCAGGAGUCAACUCUACCGCAGUCACGAUUGCUGAGUUUACCUUGUUCAGAGAACAUGUUGCAAGCUCAUUGGUUGCCGGUUGUGAAUUGGGUUCACGAGAUGUUGGACUCUGCCUCCAGCGUGACUGUAAAGGAGUCAAGUCUGACAGGACUACGGCCAUUGGCUGCGCAGUACGCUGAAGACUUCCUUCAAGUAGCUUGCCCAAGUGAUGCGAGUUGGGUUCAUGAGAUGGUGGAUGCGAAAGGCAGCUUCACUGCGGUGGAGUCGAAGCUUCCAGGGUUUCGAAGAUUGGAAGCAAGGCAUGUAGAGCUCCUUGCGCCGGAUUCGUAUCUUUGGGUCGUGGCCGAAACCGGCCGUGCUGACUUUGGGCAGGCAACCGACGAGGCCCUCCUAAACAACAUGGCGACGGGCCGGGCUUUCACUCGGAAGGGAGUGAUUCUGAAGGGGGAUGAGGAGGUCUUCGUCGAGCGUGUCAGAAUUUGGACAGCCUUGGAGCGCCGUGGUCUCGCAGCGCAGAAGGGGGGAUUUCUCACGGUUGCGGCCAAGGCCAGCUUGUGCAGUGCAAACUUGAAGAGUCCCUUGACUUCUGAAACAUUUGUAGAGCUAGACUAG
This is a messenger RNA of Symbiodinium sp. CCMP2592, 2127 nucleotides long. NCBI's taxonomy places the organism in Eukaryota, Dinophyceae, Suessiales, Symbiodiniaceae. The record is from the annotation of a GenBank genome assembly.